Rhinolophus ferrumequinum (greater horseshoe bat) is the source of this 1251-nucleotide messenger RNA. RefSeq names its product PC-esterase domain-containing protein 1B-like. The transcript has a single exon. The coding region runs from base 1 to 1251 and encodes 416 amino acids. NCBI's taxonomy places the organism in Eukaryota, Metazoa, Chordata, Mammalia, Chiroptera, Rhinolophidae. The record is from RefSeq and is a predicted model, not a curated record.
AUGGCUCACCUGCGGGCCUGCGAGGUCCGGCAGCUGCUGCACAACAAGUUCGUGGUCGUCAUGGGAGACUCAGUGCAGAGGGCCGUGUACAAGGACCUGGUGCUCCUGCUGCAGAAGGACUGCCUGCUCUCCUCCAGCCAGCUGAAGGCCAAAGGUGAGCUGAGUUUCGAGCAAGACGUGCUGCUGGAGGGCGGCAGGCGGGGCCGCAUGCACAACGGCACCCAUUACCGUGAGGUCCGCCAGUUCUGCUCGGGCCACCACCUGGUGCGUUUCUACUUCCUCACGCGUGUGUACUCCCAGUAUGUCGUGGACGUCCUCGAAGAGCUGCGGCAGGGCGAGCACCACCCGGACUUGGUCAUCAUGAACUCCUGCCUCUGGGAUCUCUCGAGGUAUGGCCCGAACUUCCGGAGAGGCUACCGCGAGAAUCUGGAGAGCCUCUUCGGGCUCCUGGACCGGGUGCUGUCCGUGUCCUGCCUCCUGGUGUGGAACACGGCCAUGCCGGUGGCCGAGGUCGUCUCGGGCAGCUUCCUCCCGACCGAGCACCAGCGGGAAGCUUCCCACCUGCGGGAAGAUGUGAUGGAGGCCAACUUCUACAGUUCGGCGGAGGCCAGCAGGCGCGGCUUCGACGUGCUGGACCUCCAUUUCCACUUCCGGCACGCGGGGCGGCACCGGCAGCGAGACGGCGUGCACUGGGACGAGCGCGCGCACCGCCACCUCUCCCAGCUGCUGCUGGCACACGUGGCUGAUGCCUGGGGCGUGGAGCUCCCCUGCCGCUACCCCGUGGGCAGGUGGCUCAGGCACAGCCCCGCCAACGGAAGUCCAGGCAGGGCAGGAGGUAGGCAGCCCAGGGACAACAGAGGUGACCCAGGCGAACAGGCUUUUUUCUGGCAUCCACCCAGGUCCACGUGCCUCCGCACCCCGCGGCGACCUUCUUCGUCUUAUCCCCAGGCUCGACGUCUGUUUCCGAACUACAGACAAGACAUCUAUGUGCCCUCCCACCCAUCUUUACAGCGCCGGGAAUUCUCCCAUGACCCUCCAGCACGCCCGGUGGGGUAUACUGGUGAAGCAAACUUAAGGAUUGGCCACGAGCCACGUCUGGGCCCCAUCCGCAGAGCCUCUACCCAUCACCGAAGCAGACGGUCUCCUCCAUACCCUCCCGGGAGCCCCAACAGGCCACGCAGACACCGGCGAAGGCGCACAGACAGACAGACCCAAGAGUGGCAAGGCCUCAGUAGGCAGACCUACACCUAG